CCGUGUUUACCAACGGCGGCUAGGCUACACGGCCGUCACAUAAAUAACGUUUUUCUCACCAUACAGUUCAAUUAGUUUAAUUCAUUACCUAUGGCAGAUCCUGCGGUGGCAUCGGGGGGUUCACUGAACGCAGGAGGGCGCGGAAGUGGUGGUAAAGCAGCUACCAGCCCUGCAGAGAACUACCACCUGGCCCGACGUCGCACCCUGCAGGUCGUUGUCAGUGCCCUGCUGACGGAGUGUGGCUUUGAGAGCGCCGAGAAGGCAGCAGUGGAGACGCUCACUGAGAUGAUGCAAAGCUAUAUAACUGAAAUAGGUCGGUGUGCUAAAUCUUAUUGUGAACACACGGCCAGAAGCAUCCCAACCCUGUCAGAUACAGUGAUCACACUCAUUGAAAUGGGGUUCAAAGCCGACACCCUGCCUUUGUACGCCAAGAGAUCCCAGAGGAUGGUUAUAACUGCCCCUCCAGUAACGAACCCACCUGUGACUCCCAAAGCACUGUCAGCCGGCCAGAAACGCACACAUCCAGCUCACAUCCCCGGCCACUUCCCGGAGUUUCCUGACCCUCACACCUACAUCAAAACACCCACGUUCAGAGAGCCCGUGUCAGACUACCAAGUGGUUCGAGAAAAGGCAGCAAGUCAGAGGAGAGACGUGGAGCGAGCGCUCACACGCUUCAUGGCCAAGACCGGAGAAACUCAGAGCCUCUUCAAAGACGACAUCACUGCCUUCCCAUUGAUCGCAGCACAGCCGAGCACUAUCCCAUAUCUCAGCGCCCUCCUGCCCUCAGAGCUGGAAUUGCAGACUCUGGAGGAGACGGACUCCUCUGAGCAGGACGACCAGACAGACAGCGAGAACGCAACAGGAAACAAUAUCAGUGAUGAUCCAGGAGCUGACAAAGAGAACUCCAUGCUUCCUCCUAGCGGAGUUGUUCCUUCUGUAAAGGCCACUGAGGACAAUGUGAUCGAUAACCCGUACCUUCGGCCAGUAAAGAAACCCAAAGUGAGGAGGAAGAAAUGAGUCCAAAGUGGACCAACAGACUCAGAUCCCUCCACAGAGAGCAGCAGCCCGGUGUUGAAACCUGCUGUGUGAGCCGGGACCAGCACUGCUGUUGGCUUUUUGUAUGCUGACUUCUAUUGAAGAGAGAACUUUCCUUUGUUGUUUUAACUAUCAUAAUUUCUUCACCAAGCACUCACUUUGUUAAACAUUGUGUAAUUUCACUUUGUAAGCAACAUCAUGGUGUAAUAUACAAACCACACAGGAAAACAGUCAUUUUUGAGAAUAAAGAAAAAUACGUUUCUUUUGUUUACUUUUAACUUGAGAUAUCAAACAUUUCUUGACAACAGUUUCAGUAGUGAAUUAAAGUUUCAGUUAAAAAUGAUGACGAAGGCAACAUCUUGCGUAACUGUCACGAUGGGAUGGGAUACAUCCUUCAGCUUUAGAGUUAAUAGUACAAACUCAUGUAGGCCACUCUGUUUCUGUGCUUCAGGAACUCCUUUUCACUGUUCAGCUGAAGGAAAACAAAAGAGGAUUAGAUGUCGCUCAAGACUUCCACAUAGAAGUCCUAUGAGAAAAUCAUGAAUCUUUUAGCAGGAACUGUGACAUUGAUUCAGGAUCGGCUAUAAUUGUAAAACUUUUUUUUGUUUAUCUGUACAUCAAACUCCUUGAAGAGUGGAAAUUUUGAGGAAACACAUGUCUCAUGUCUGGGUUAAGGGUUAGGGUUCUAUGUACGGGUGCAGAGCAUUCGUACAAGUCAUAGUAUUGCAUAUUGAAAAAAAGUCAUAGUAGGUUAAAUAUAUUAACAUAUUAAAAUAUUUUACACAGA
This is a messenger RNA of Anoplopoma fimbria (sablefish), 1822 nucleotides long. RefSeq names its product TAF8 RNA polymerase II, TATA box binding protein (TBP)-associated factor (gene taf8). Gene Ontology annotation, cellular component: transcription factor TFIID complex. Gene Ontology annotation, molecular function: protein heterodimerization activity. NCBI's taxonomy places the organism in Eukaryota, Metazoa, Chordata, Actinopteri, Perciformes, Anoplopomatidae. Gene Ontology annotation, biological process: transcription initiation at RNA polymerase II promoter. The record is from RefSeq and is a predicted model, not a curated record. Bases 91 to 1017 code for a protein of 308 amino acids. The transcript is spliced from 8 exons.